Molecule: messenger RNA, 930 nt
Organism: Rotaria sordida
Lineage: Eukaryota; Metazoa; Rotifera; Eurotatoria; Philodinida; Philodinidae
Source: the annotation of a GenBank genome assembly
AUGAUACGUAAAAUAUUACACGUGAUAUUGAUUUUUUUAUUUGGAAUUUUAUUAAAAUUUGUAUCAAGUACAACAUAUACUUGUUCAUCGAAUGCUUCUUGUGGAUGUUCAAUUAAUUCAGCUAUUUUAACAAAAAUUAUCGGUGGAGAAACUGCUGCAAGUCAAACAUGGGGAUGGGCUGCAUCACUUCGUUAUACAUCUAGUGAUUCUCAUUUUUGUGGAGGAUCGAUUAUAUCUGAUUCACAUAUUCUUACUGCAGCACAUUGUACUCAAAGAUUAAAUUUUCCUUCUUCAGUACGCGUUUAUGUUGGAUCAAUAGAUUUAUUUUCAGGAGGUCAAGUAAGAGAAGUUUCAAAAAUUUAUAAUCAUCCAAAUUAUUCACCAUCGAAUUAUCGUAAUGAUAUUGCUAUACUUAAAUUAUCAUCACCAUUAAAUCUUGAUCAAGCUGGUAUUGAUCUUGUUUGUUUACCUAAUGUAUCAACAAGUGUACUUGCUAAUGAAGAAUAUCCAUCAGCCAAUCUCAAUCUUGUUGCUAUUGGUUGGGGUGUUCAAAGUGAAGGUAGUCAAGUAGUAUCUUCAAUACUUCGACAAGUAACUGUUCAAUCUAUUGCUGACACUAGUAGUUAUUGUCAAAAUGUUAAGUUAAUUGAUUCAUCGACACAAUUUUGUGCUGGUGUAAUGCCUAAUGGUGGUAAAGAUACAUGUCAAGGUGAUAGUGGUGGUCCAUUAUUAAUAUUUACUUCUAAUAAUGUUUGGGAACAAGUAGGAAUAACUUCAGUCGGAUAUGGAUGUGCAAAAGCUUAUUAUCCCGGUAUUUAUACACGUGUUGCAGCUUAUCAGUCAUGGAUAGAGGCAAUAGUGAAUCGUGCAAAUCGAGUAUUUAUUAUUUCAUAUGCAAUAUUCGUUCCAUUUGUAUUAUUAAUUCUAUAA